GGCAUCAGAUCUGUAAUAUUUUUCAGGGAAAGCUGAGUGACAACCAAUAUGGCCGUCGUUGGGGUUGACUCCUGAUGACACAUCGGUCUAAUGGGACAAUGUUUUAUGGGACUGCGGAUAAUACAGUAUGUGGUGAGGUUGUCACAGGACAGGUCCCAUGUAUGAGUAUGUGAGGUCCAUUGUCCGCCCGCUGCCCGUGCUGUCCAUUCUCUUCUGUUCCAGAGCCAGGUCCCUGCUGACCGAGCACUGACACAGCAGACACAUCUUCCCACAUUGUGUGUGUGUUAUAUUAGACUUCAUGUCGAGCGCCGCCACAUCUCAUCUUGCUGGGUCCGAUCUCCUGAUUUUUUGAUAUCCUCUCUUUCGUCACCCAUUGACCAAGAGUCCUGUGUGGCUUUCACCCUUGAUGACCUCCAGGGACUUCUGCUAUCACCUCUCUGACCAGAGGACCUCACCGGUUCUGUAGCUGACCCCCUCUUCUCAAUGGCCGCUUUUUGAUGGACCUUCAGGCCACUUGAGGAACAUUCUCCUUAGGAUAAGAUCAUACAGAGCGGGUAAGUGCCAUUAUGUCUGGGAGCCUUCAUAUGUUCUGACCUUGGAUGAUAGCUGCGUUGUAUCUUCAGGGACAAGAUGAAAACCUACCUGCUGCUCCUCCUCCUCGUGCUGGGCCUACAGGUCUCGGCCACCUUCAAAAUCUGCGCUUUUAAUAUCAAGAGCUUUGGAGAAGCCAAAGCAUCCAACAAGAAGAUAAUGGGAGUGCUAGUGAAGAUUCUUUCUCGCUGUGAUAUUAGUGUCAUUCAAGAGGUGAGAGACUCGAAGGGAGAAGCGGUUCCUGCACUUGUGAACGAGCUCAACAGACUUGAUGGCGUCCAUCACUACCAGCACCUGGAGAGUAAAAGACUGGGGAAGAACAGCUACAAGGAGCAGAUCGUCUUCAUCUACAGAGCGGACACUGUGAAGGUGCUGGACUGGUAUCAGUAUGUGGAGGAUCAUCCCGAUCACCCAGAAGCCUUUGCAAGGGAACCCUUUGCUGUCCGCUUCCACUCACCAACCACAGUUAUCAAAGACUUUGCCCUGAUGUCUCACCACACGUGUCCGAGUAGAGCGGCCAGUGAGAUCACGAGGCUCCUACAGGUGAUGCUGCAGGUGAAAAGCCGCUGGAAAAUUGAGAGUCUUAUGCUUCUCGGAGACUUAAAUGCUGCAUGUGGCUACGUCACAGGUGAGGCAUGGCGGAACAUUCAGCAUCAGAGCAGCGGCACUUUCCACUGGCUGAUUGGGGAUAAAGAUGACACAACAGUGAAGGAGAAGACGCACUGCGCCUAUGACCGCAUUGUGGUCCAUGGAGAAGAACUACUUAAAGGGAUUGUACCAGCUUCUGCAAAACCAUUCAAUUUCAAGAAAAAACUUGGCUUGUCUGAAGAGGCGGCUCUGGAGGUGAGCGACCAUUUUCCUGUGGAAGUGAAUCUCCGGCCGGAUCCACGAAUGGACAGAGAACUGUGAUCAAUAUUUCAAUACUUUUUUUACUGUGAAUCUAAUAAAGUUUCAUCGAUCGGAAGCUGAAAGGUCUCUGGCCGUUGGCUCAGGUUCUCUGUAUUGUGAAGCAUUUAUCUUACCGUUCAGUGUCUUAGAGCUGCGGUGCCCCCCAUCUGUGCCAGAGUCAACUGCAGAUCUAUUAACCUAAGCUGUACAGGGUUUACGUGGCACCAGCC
Molecule: messenger RNA, 1709 nt
Organism: Bufo bufo (common toad)
Lineage: Eukaryota; Metazoa; Chordata; Amphibia; Anura; Bufonidae
Product: deoxyribonuclease-1-like
Exons: 9
Coding region: 631-1500 (289 amino acids)
Biological process (GO): DNA catabolic process
Cellular component (GO): nucleus
Molecular function (GO): DNA nuclease activity
Source: RefSeq, a predicted model, not a curated record